UAUCUGAGUAUGAUGAUAUUCUGAAUUCAUAUGUAUGUAUAUUGAUACUUUUAUAUUCUAUUUUACUGUCUGCAAUAUAAUACAAAAUUAAUUUACAGGACUGGACAUGAACCAGUUUGUUGCUGUGCAGCAUGGUUAUGCCAUACCAAAUGUGCAACACAGCGCAACAGGGCUUGAUACCCACAAUCUGGUCCAUGUUGCGGAACAACCACACACUAUGUAAUGGCAGUAAGGUUAUCAUCAUGGUGCAUCAGGGGUGGACACGAACCACAUUGUUGCUGUGCAGCAUGGUUACACCACAUCAAAUGUGCCACACAGCAAAGUCCAGAUUACAUCCACUCAACAGCAGAAUGAGAACGGUCUCAGUUUGCAAUAUGAGCAACUUGGUGAAAAGGAAACCCCAUCCCUUGAAGCUGAGUGAGCAGCACGUCAGUCUGGAUUAUGCUAUGUCAAGGAGCAGUGAGGGAGGUCCAAAUCAUUUGGAUCUUGGCACUAAUGUCAAGUGAGGCCCCUUCGGCUGCCACAAGAGCUGAUGACGAGGACUGCGAUCCACUCAGCCUUAUCUGGCCAUCAGAGGGAGAGUGGAAAAGACCUUGGAAUUCCAUCACUUCAGAGGAGGCAAUCCGGAUCCAUUCAGCUUCAUCAAGCUUAGUGAAUGGCAAGACAGUUUGGACUAUGCCAUUAUGCCAUCUUGAGGACUAAUGGAGGAAGUCCCAAACAUUUCGAGCUUGGCACUGAUGUCGAGUCAGGCCCCUCAAGUUGCCUCAAGAGUGAAGGACCUUGUAUCCACAACAU
Molecule: messenger RNA, 795 nt
Organism: Schistocerca cancellata (South American locust)
Lineage: Eukaryota; Metazoa; Arthropoda; Insecta; Orthoptera; Acrididae
Exons: 6
Coding region: 132-506 (124 amino acids)
Source: RefSeq, a predicted model, not a curated record